GGCGCCUCGCUAUUGGCUGCGCGCUGCGGGCUGGAGCCCCCGCGGGGUAAUGAACGCAGGAUUAAUGAGAGCCCCAGAGUCAACAGAAAUAAUCGAUGGGCUGCGGAGCUCGGGCGGCGGCUGCGCAGUCCCACGGGGGAGGACGUCGGAGGCCUGGGUCCGGGCGUGGGGACCUUAGCUGGACGGACGAUCGGCGCCGCGCCCGCGGUCCCUAGUCAACCCGGGCAAUGCCUGCCCCGGCCUCAGCUCCUCCUGAGGCCUCACCAGCAGCCACCCCAGAAGCACUAGAAACCGACACAGCUGCAGUCAAGGAGAGCCAAGCAGAUAUGGGUGCCGAGGAGACUGGGGCACCCAUCUCCCCCCGUCAGAAGUCAUGGUUGGUGAGGCAUUUCUCUCUGCUGCUUCGGCGAGACCGGCAGGCCCAGAAGGCAGGGCAGCUCUUCUCCGGGCUCCUGGCCCUCAACGUGGUGUUCCUGGGAGGUGCCUUCAUCUGCAGCAUGAUCUUCAACAAGGUGGCCGUCACGCUGGGCGAUGUGUGGAUCCUGCUGGCCGCGCUGAAGGCCCUGUCUCUCCUUUGGCUCCUCUACUACUCAGUGGGCACCACACGCCGGCCCCACGCCGUGCUCUACCGGGACCCCCAUGCAGGACCAAUCUGGGUUCGGGGCUCCCUGGUGCUCUUUGGAGGCUGCACCGUCUGCCUCAGUGUCUUCCGUGUGGGCUACGACGUGAGCCACAUCCAGUGCAAGUCCCAGUUGGAACUCAUCUUCCCUGCCAUCGAGAUCGUCUUCAUCAGCGUCCAGACCUGGGUGCUCUGGAAGCACUGUAAGGACUGUGUUCAGAUACAGACCAAUUUCACCAGGUGUGGCCUGAUGCUGACACUGGCCACCAACCUGCUACUGUGGGUCCUGGCUGUCACCAAUGAUUCCAUGCACCGUGAGAUAGAGGUUGAGCUUGGCGCGCUCAUGGAGAAAUUCUCAGGCAACGACACCUGCCACUGUCUCAAUGCCACCGUGUGCGAAGUUUUCAGGAAGGGCUACGUCAUGCUCUACCCCUUCAGCACGGAAUACUGCCUCAUCUGCUGCGCGGUGGUCUUCGUCAUGUGGAAGAACGUGGGACGCCGCCUGACCCCCAACUCGGGCACCCACCCCCGCUGCGAGGCACCCUUCCACCUGCACGGGGUCAUCUUCGGGCCGCUGCUGGGUCUGCUGGUGCUGGUGGCCGGUGUGUGCGUCUUCGUGCUUUUCCAGAUCGAAGCCAGCGGCCCCACCAUCGCCCAGCAGUACUUCACCCUCUACUAUGCCUUCUACGUGGCCGUGCUGCCCGCCAUGAGCCUGGCGUGCCUGGCGGGCACGGCCAUCCAUGGGCUGGAGGAGCGAGAGUUGGACACACUCAAGAACCCCACCCGCAGCCUGGACGUGGUGCUGCUGAUGGGCGCGGCGCUGGGCCAGAUGGGCAUCGCCUACUUCUCCAUCGUGGCCAUCGUGGCCACCCGGCCCCACGAGCUGCUCAACCGCCUCAUCUUGGCCUACUCCUUACUGCUCAUCCUGCAGCACAUCGCCCAGAACCUCUUCAUCAUCGAGGGCCUGCACCGGCGCCCGCUUCCAGUGGGGGUGCUGCCCGAGGCUAAGGGGGAGGCCGACGAGGGGCCCCGCAGGGGCUCCCUGCUGGAGCUGAGCCAGGGCCUGAGGAGGGUCUCGCUGGCCUACAUCCACUCCUACAGCCACCUCAACUGGAAGCGGCGAGUGCUCAAGGAGAUAGCCCUCUUCCUCAUCCUCUGCAAUAUCACGCUGUGGAUGAUGCCUGCAUUUGGCAUACACCCGGAGUUUGAGAAUGGCCUGGAAAAGGACUUCUAUGGCUACCAGACGUGGUUCACCAUUGUCAACUUCGGCCUGCCCUUGGGGGUCUUCUAUCGCAUGCACUCUGUGGGGGGGCUGGUGGAAGUCUAUCUGGGGGCCUGAAGCUCCCCCAGGGAACCUACUCACAGCAGAGCCUCAAUCAGUCCAGCUCAGGGUCAUGACCCCCCCCCCCAGUCCCCCAUGACUGCUCUCCAGGAGGGAGUCAGUGCAGAGUCUGGGAAGUUUGGGGAGCCCCUAGCCAGCCAGCCCUAAGGGACCUUGCUGCUAGGCCCAGAGAGCCCUGGAAACCAGCAGUUUGAAGGCAGCCCUGCCCCUUUGGCCCCACACACCCUGUCUUGCUAAUGAGCUCCUUAAUUAGCUGCCAGGCAGGGUUCAACAGCUCUCUCUUUCUCUGCCAUAAACCUUGUUUGUUUGAUCGAUUGUA
This is a messenger RNA of Erinaceus europaeus (western European hedgehog), 2280 nucleotides long. It is a transcript of the gene OTOP3, whose product is annotated as otopetrin 3. Gene Ontology annotation, biological process: proton transmembrane transport. The coding region runs from base 228 to 1958 and encodes 576 amino acids. Gene Ontology annotation, cellular component: membrane. The transcript has 7 exons. The record is from RefSeq and is a predicted model, not a curated record. NCBI's taxonomy places the organism in Eukaryota, Metazoa, Chordata, Mammalia, Eulipotyphla, Erinaceidae. Gene Ontology annotation, molecular function: proton channel activity.